AUGUUAAAUACACUUCCGAUUGGCCUCAACACGUUAGGGGUAUCGCUCGUACGGAUAGAUUUCGCUCCGGGAGGGCAGAAUCCGCCGCACACGCACCCACGCGCCACCGAGAUCCUCGUGCUGGUCGAAGGAACGCUCCUCGUGGGAUUCGUGUCGUCGAAUCAGGACAAGAACAGGUUGUUCUCGAAGGUUCUGUACCCGGGCGACGUGUUUGUGUUCCCCAUCGGUAUGAUUCAUUUUCAGGUGAACGUUGGGAGGACAAACGCGGUCGCGUUUGCUGGUCUCGGAAGCCAGAAUCCCGGCGUGAUUACGAUCGCAGACGCUGUUUUCGGGUCGAAGCCUCCGAUUGUUCCUGACGUUUUGGCUAGAGCGUUUCAGUUGGACGUUAACGUUGUUCGGUACCUCGAGGCAAGGUUCUCGUCCGGCGGUCCUCCUUAUUAA
Messenger RNA from Tarenaya hassleriana, 441 nucleotides. Its product is annotated as germin-like protein subfamily 1 member 7. Gene Ontology annotation, cellular component: cell wall. The transcript is spliced from 2 exons. The coding region runs from base 1 to 441 and encodes 146 amino acids. Lineage: Eukaryota; Viridiplantae; Streptophyta; Magnoliopsida; Brassicales; Cleomaceae. The record is from RefSeq and is a predicted model, not a curated record. Gene Ontology annotation, molecular function: manganese ion binding.